This is a messenger RNA of Corapipo altera (White-ruffed manakin), 834 nucleotides long. RefSeq lists its product as uncharacterized. Gene Ontology annotation, molecular function: protein binding. NCBI's taxonomy places the organism in Eukaryota, Metazoa, Chordata, Aves, Passeriformes, Pipridae. The record is from RefSeq and is a predicted model, not a curated record. Gene Ontology annotation, biological process: signal transduction. The transcript is spliced from 2 exons. Bases 82 to 756 code for a protein of 224 amino acids.
UUGGCGGGAGCUGAGGCCGCGCCCCCACCGCGCUCAGGCCACGCCCCCCGAGCGGGACCGAGCGCGGAUUCCGGUGCCCCCAUGGACGAGCGCCAGACCGCCCUGGCCGUGGUCCAGGAGCUCCCGGAGGAGCAAUUCCAGGCGCUGAAGCUGCUGCUGGAAGGGCAGAUCCCGGGGGGGCUCCUGCUCGCGGCGUCGCGCCCGGAGCUUUGCCGGCUCCUCCUGCAGCGCUUCCCGGGCCGCUCCCGGGCCCUGCUCGCCGGGACCCUCCGGCAGCUCGGCCGCCCCGACCUCAUCCAGCGGUUCCAGCUGCCCCUGGAGCCGGGAAUUCCCAAUGGUGGAGCCCCCGGAGCGACCCCGAACCCCGCCGGGAACCCGCCGCCCCUGGAACGGCAAAUCCCGCAGGGAAUUCCCAACGGGGAUCCCGCUCGUUCUCUGGGAUCUUCCUCCGGCGCGAUCCCAAAUCCCGCCGGGAAUCGGCUGCUGACGGAGAGGGAUUUGAUGCAAAUCGCCCAGAAGUUGGGCCGGGAGUGGCAGCGGGUGGGAAUUCUGUGCCUGGAGCUGGAGCAGAGCCGCCUGGAGCAGAUCCAGCAGGAGAAUCCCGGCGAUCCCGUCCUCUGGAGUUUCCAGAUGCUCCGGGAGUGGCGGCGGCGGCAGCGACACGAGGCCACGGCGUCGCGGCUCCGAUCCCAGCUGGAGCCCGUCCCGCUGGAUCCCGGGAUCCUCCUCCUGCUCCGGAGCCUCGAGGGGCCCUGAGGGACCCCAGGGACACUCCGGGCUUUGGGGUCCCGCUGGCACCGAAUGGGAACCAUUAAAUGGGGUUUUAUUCCAGAA